This is a messenger RNA of Balaenoptera acutorostrata (minke whale), 4792 nucleotides long. It is a transcript of the gene CRPPA, whose product is annotated as CDP-L-ribitol pyrophosphorylase A. Gene Ontology annotation, biological process: protein O-linked glycosylation via mannose; isoprenoid biosynthetic process. Gene Ontology annotation, molecular function: D-ribitol-5-phosphate cytidylyltransferase activity. The transcript is spliced from 10 exons. The record is from RefSeq and is a predicted model, not a curated record. Gene Ontology annotation, cellular component: cytosol. NCBI's taxonomy places the organism in Eukaryota, Metazoa, Chordata, Mammalia, Artiodactyla, Balaenopteridae. Bases 368 to 1705 code for a protein of 445 amino acids.
CUGACCGCUACUGCCUGCGCACAGCUGUUAAGGUUUAAGGAGACCCUUAGGCAUAUAGGGAGGGCUGACACUUCCACCUGCGGCGACUGCUAGGCCUGCCAGAGGAGAAGCCGAGAGCCGGGAAAUCCAGCCCUUCCGGGGCGCUGGGCUCGGGACAGAGGCCGAAGACGCGCCCGGAGGGAAGACCGGCAGCUGGAUCGUCCCCUGGGGCCGUACAACGGCCUGGCCCGCGCGGCUCGGGUGGACUCUGUCUGUGUGCGCGCUUUGCCCUCGCCCGCCCUCCCCGCUGCGACCCCAGCCUAGGGCCGGAGCAGAGCCCAGGCGCAGUGGGCCGGGGCGAGCAGGGCCCGCCCCGCCGCCCGCCGCCAUGGAGUCAUGGCUGCCUGGCAGCUCUGGGCCCGCAGAGGCCGGGCCUCGCCUGCGCGGCUUGCGCGGCGCCGACCUGGCGGCCUCGGCCUGCUUGCUGAGCGGGGCCGGGGCCGAAGCCGGGUGCAGCGCGCCGGCCGUGGCGGCCGUUUUGCCGGCGGGGGGGAGCGGGGAGAGGAUGGGCGUCCCCACCCCGAAGCAGUUCUGCCCCAUCCUGGAGAGGCCGCUCAUCAGCUACACCCUGCAGGCCCUGGAGAGAGUAUCUUGGAUAAAGGACAUUGUUGUGGCAGUCACCGGAGAGAACAUGGAAGCAAUGAAGUGUAUUAUUCAGAGGUACCAGCAUAAAGGCAUCUCUCUGGUUGAAUCCGGAGUGACCCGCCACAGGUCAAUUUUCAAUGGAUUAAAAGCACUGGUGGAGGAUCAGCCCAACCGUAGACUCUCAAAGCCGGAAGUAGUGAUUAUCCAUGAUGCUGUGAGACCAUUUGUUGAGGAAGAUGUCCUCCUUAAAGUUGUCACAGCUGCUAAGGAACAUGGGGCUGCAGGAGCAAUCCGACCUCUUGUAUCUACUGUCAUCAGUCCAUCUGCAGAUGGCUGCUUAGACCACUCGCUGGAACGUGUGAGACACAGGGCGAGUGAAAUGCCACAGGCCUUUCUAUUUGAUGUGAUAUAUGAAGCGUAUCAGCAGUGUAGUGACUAUGACUUGGAAUUUGGAACUGAGUGUUUGCAUUUGGCUCUAAAAUACUGUCACAUCAAAGCCAAACUUAUAGAAGGAUCUCCUGACCUCUGGAAGGUGACCUACAAACGAGAUCUGUAUGCAGCUGAAUCGAUUAUUAAGGAAAGAAUUUCACAACAAAUUUGUGUAGUUAUGGACACAAAAGAAGAUGAAGAACAUGUAGGUCAUCGUCUUGAAGAAAUGCUAAAAAAUGAAUUAAAUCAUGUAAAAGUCACAUCUGGCAGAGAUCUUCAGCAAAUCAUCUUAGAGGAAUGCUACAAUUUUGUUUGUGUGAAUGUUAUGACAUCUGAUUUUGAAGAAACCCAGAAAUUAUUGAAUAUGCUUGAAGAGAGUAAUCUUUCCAUUUUGUAUCCUGUUGUUGUUAUUUCAGUGCAAUUUCUUGAUUAUGAAUCAGUACCAUUUGGUCAGAAAAUGGAAAACCUAAUGCGGAUUAGAGAAUUUGCCAAGGAAGUGAAAAAAACAAAUAUUUUAUUAUAUGGCCUUCUCGUAUAUUACCCACAGGAUGAACGGAAGCUACAGGAAAGUUUAAGGCAAGGUGCCACCAUUAUUGCUGCCUUAAUCAAAGAAAGAAAUUCCGGACUCAUUGGUCAACUACUGGUAGCAUAAAGAACAUGGAGAAAAUUACCUACUGUGUUCUUAGAAACAUUUACCUAAGUAUCUCUUUUGUGCUUCUCUCCGAAUUGUAUAUGGUAGAAUGUUUAAGUUGUCUUUUAUGUCUUUUAUAAUUUGGAGGAUGUGAUGCUUAGGUGAACUUGAAAACUUUUUAUGCAUGUCAAAUAUAAAUUGCUUAAACCGGAAAAAAACAGAUAAGUGGAAAAUUAUAGCCUUCACAUAAAGAAUCUUUUCACAAAGGCAUGAAAGGUAUAAUAGAAAUAAUGAUGAGUCAGCUAAUUCUCCAAGGAAUGAGAAUUUAGGAAAUGUCAACUAUUAUCUCUCUGUUAAUUAGUAAAUCACACUAUAAUGAAACUAAUAAAUAAGAUUAAUGAGUAUUGUUAAUUCUAACAUUAUCCUCUCUCCAUGGGUUAUUUUGAAUUGCAUUCCAAUUUUUCACACCUUAAAAAAAAGAGGAGAUAGCAGUGAACUCUGCACUUUUGAGUAUCUGCACCAUUAGCCUCACAUUACCCUAGAUCCCUAAAGGAGAUGUAAUCUCCUGCUUUUCUAAUGUUUUAAAAUUGUAUGUUUUCCUUGGUUUAUGAAAUAUAGUUUUGACUUACAUUAUUUUAAAAGGCUUCUGAUUUUUCUGAAUAACUUUAAAAGAAGACUGGAAAGCUUCAUGAAAGUGAAGUUAUUUUGGUCAAUCUUAAGUUAGUCUUCUUCUGAAAGGAAGAGAGUCCAUUGCACAUAAAAUAAUUAAUUUUCUUUUGAUACAGAUAACUGCUGCCUUUUUAAAUCGAGUUCUUAUUCUUUCAAAUUUCCACUGGUAUAUACAUCUUAAAUAUUGAUGAUUUUUCCCUACCUUAUAUUUUACAGUUUUGUCAGUCCAGUCAUUAGAGAUGCCUUUUAUUCUAUAUAUACACUUCAUAAAAACACAUUAGAUCAGAUUAUGCCAGGGCUUAGGCUGCACGUGGGAACUAUAAAAAUUGCAUGAAAUGUUUUCGGUUAAAGAUAGACUAUGAAAUAUCUACCUUGUGCAGUCUCUUCUUAACAUGUUGGGUGAUUUUGCCUUCAUUUCUCAAGUAUCCAUAAUAGUAGGAGAGUUUAUAUUUUACAUUUAAAUAAUAGUGAGUAGAAUAUAGAGGAAAUGAAAUAAUUAUUGCAAUUCAUUCUCCUAAAUGAAAUGUGUUGUUUGAAUGAAUGUAGGCUUGGAUCUCAAUUCCUGGGCUCGCCACUUUUUCUCUUUCUCUAGGGAUGUUAAGAAAUAUAAAAUAAAUCAUUUAAUUAAAAAUCUUGAGGGUGGAAAUAUAUGGGCAGUGUGUGGAUUUUGGUUAGAAUGUCUGUCGUCAUUAAGGCAGGUUGGCUACGCUGUAAAAGGUCAUAGGUGCGCCUUUUGACAUCUUCAGGUGAAAAUGUUUUAAGAAUUUGAAAAGUGCUCAUAAAGGCAAAAGGGGAAAAGUUACGAAGAUUUUAAGGAGAAAAUGAGUGCCUUUAGGUACGUGGUGGGAAACUAGGCAAUCUCUGGCACAGGCAACAUCACUGUAUCUAUUGAGUGCUGGCUGAGUUGCCUUAGAUUUCAACAAAAGGGAAUAUUAUACCAGACAAGAAUUUAUCUUGGGACAGUUAGUAUGCCUUUACCCUAGGCAAUUGUAAACAUUUAGUGUUAUGAGAUUUAGUUAAUAAAAUAUUAAGAUGACGUCUGAAAUCAUCAUCAUCAUCAUCAUUAUGGCAUUUAAUUUUUUUCUUUAUCGUUUACAAAGUGAUUCAAGCAUUGAAAAUAAUUUAAAGAAAUCUCCUCACAUCCUUUACAGUUUAGAUGGAAAUUGAGGCUCAGGGAUCCUCACUACCUUCUCCAAAGACACAUGUCUGCCUAGUAGCAAAAGGCAGGGCUUAAACUCAGGACCACUGAGAAUGAGUUUUAAGCUCAUUUCCUCUAUAACAAUGAUUGCGGGCAAAGGACAUCCAGCAGAGAGGCCUUGGGAAAUGAGCCAGAGGCUCCGAAUGAGCGUUGGAGGAAUGGACGAGGAGGGACAGAUCAGUCCAGUGACCCGAGGAAAGUCCUGAAGCUUUUGGCUUUCCAACCAUGUUUCCAACAUACAGAAAUUGUAGCUAAGGAUAAAGGGAAUGAAGAGCAUUAUUGGCCAGGAGGGAAAGAUAAAUUAGUUGUUUUUGUUAUUUGUUAAGAGAUCCAGAGGCAACUUUACAGUUAUAUAUUCAUCUCCACUUCGGGAAACUUAAUUACUUUCAUGAUAACUGUCCAUUUUCACUUUACUUUUCAAAAUCCCUUUAAAUAUUAUAGUAAGUAUGCCUGAGGGUUGCUGAAAUUGCUUUCUACUUGUGCAAAUUUUGUGGAAAGGCUGUUUUCUUUUUAAAUGUAUGCUACUUAAUUACAUGCAAUUUAAAGUUAACCUUUUUAGGAAGUUAACACAGUGCGAUCGGUAGUUUGAUUAAUGACAUAUUGGUAAGAGGUAGUAUUUUUUUUUUCAUGAAAGUGCUCAAUUUGAGAGAUGACUUCUUGCAAAUACACUCAUCUGCAGAUAAAAGUCAGACCCCUAUAUUCUACCAAGACCUCAGACCCCUAUAUUCUACCGAGAGCCAUUCUUACUGUGGUCACUUUAAGCAUUUUGCAUUGGUUUACCAGGAAAACGCUCUUUUCCUAUGCUAGUUUACUGUACAUUUGACCCUUGAACAGCACAUGUUUGAAUUGCACUGGUCCACUUAUACGUGGGUUUUUUUCAGCAGUAGCUAGGAAGGAACCAUGGAUACAGAAGGCUGACUCUAAAUUAUGCACAGAUUUUUGACUGCUGGGAGGGUCAACGCCUCUAAUCCCUGUGUUGUUCGAGGGUCUUCUGUAAUUACACCUAUCAAAUUUUACGUUAUAUAUAUAAAUACAGUAUUCAUUUUAUAAAAAUCAAGUUGUAGUACUACAUUUUCUUAUGUUCAAUAUGUAAAUUUUACUUCCUUUUAAUGUUGAAACUCACUAUAUCAAGGAAACAAAUGAUAAUAUUUUAAUUAAAAUGUGAAGAAAGCCGUUUGAGAUAAGAAAGAGUGAAAUUGUUUUAAAAGCUUAAUUCAAAAAUAAACAAUAAAUGAAAAAUA